AUGGAGCCGGUCAUCCGAGGCAAGCUCCGCUACGUCGCCGCCGGCCACGUCCCGGAAGUCAGCCCGCACAACUUCCACCUCCCCGCGAUGUCCGAGUUCAGCGAUGAUCGUCUUCUCCCGCUCCACAGCAUGCGGCCCGUUCCCACGGUGUCGGAACUUUCUACGGUCACAAAUCAUGCUCAGUUGUCAACUCACGGUUUCAUGGCCGUUCAUCAUCCAACGACGCUACACUCGCCUCCUUACAACCGUGCAUCCUGGAAGGACCACCGGUUUUUAAGGGAGCAUUAUAUAGCCGAGUCGGCUGGUGUAGUUGGUCACUUCGCUGGUAGAUAA
This is a messenger RNA of Pseudomassariella vexata, 333 nucleotides long. RefSeq lists its product as uncharacterized. The transcript has a single exon. Bases 1 to 333 code for a protein of 110 amino acids. The record is from RefSeq and is a predicted model, not a curated record. NCBI's taxonomy places the organism in Eukaryota, Fungi, Ascomycota, Sordariomycetes, Amphisphaeriales, Pseudomassariaceae.